UUCUCUCGCGCCGCCCCCCCGGUGGCGUAUCCACGACGGGGCCCGCGCCGUGGCCCCCCCCCCUCCCCGCCCGGGGCUCCGGUUGCGUGGGGGCCCCUGGAUAGACUCUGCCCACCCGUGGGUUUGUUCCCUCCCGGCAGCCAGCUCUGCCCCCCUAGGGGUCGGUAGUGGAACGGAGAAAGCGACUCGCGGCAGAGUUCCUAUGCCCCAGCGGUUUGGCUGUGACCACCGAACUGAGGAAGCCCGUAUGUUAUGCCUUAAUGGCAACACUCUCGGAAGUAAAGUUUUUUUGUGUCAAGUCUUAGUACGGUCAAAUAGUUUUAGGCCCUAAGACAUCAUGGAAAUAACCCCUGCUACCUUGCAAGAUCUGCGAGUACACACACACAUGUGGCCAAUAUCAGACAGCAGAGUAUGGGGAGGGAUUUGGUGCCGGCUCCUCCUCGUGACCAUCUCACCACCACCUCACCACCUCACCACCUCACCACCAUCUCACCACCUCACCACCAUCUCACCACCACCUUACCACCACCACCUCACCACCACCCCACCACCCCACCUCGCCACCACCUCACCACCAUCUCACCACCUCACCACCAUCUCACCACCACCUCACCACCACCUCACCACCACCUCACCACCACCUCACCACCACCUCACCUCACCACCACCUCACCACCACCUCACCACCUCACCACCAUCUCACCACCUCACCACCAUCUCACCACCACCUUACCACCACCACCUCACCACCACCUCACCACCACCCCACCACCCCACCUCGCCACCACCUCACCACCAUCUCACCACCUCACCACCAUCUCACCACCUCACCACCAUCUCACCACCAUCUCACCACCACCUCACCACCACCUCACCACCACCUCACCUCACCACCACCUCACCACCACCUCACCACCUCACCACCAUCUCACCACCUCACCACCAUCUCACCACCACCUUACCACCACCACCUCACCACCACCUCACCACCACCCCACCACCCCACCUCGCCACCACCUCACCACCAUCUCACCACCUCACCACCAUCUCACCACCAUCUCACCACCACCUCACCACCACCUCACCACCACCUCACCACCACCUCACCUCACCACCACCUCACCACCACCUCACCACCACUGUGUAGCCGCUGCUACCUUCCCCCUGGUCUGGCUCCUCCUGCUAGUGCCUCUGAGUCGUUCUGUUCCAGAGCGAGCGAGUCCAGCGGCACCUUACGAGUUGAACUUAUUAUUAGAACUAUACGGUAGUAAAGUAAAACUUCCAUUUCACGUGAAUUGUGAACUGGAAGUUUUGAGUUCCGUUCAUAGCCACCUUUCCAUCCUAAUACCACAAACUAUGGAGGCUAUUGCAUCCUGACAUGCAGACGUGCAUCUUGGUUCGCGCCCCGCGCCAUGAACCCGCCAACUCGAGUUCGAUUCCCGGCCACGGCUAACAUCGGUGGCGAGUGACAUCAGAACCGGUUCUGGCCUCCUCACCCGAGCCUUCACCAACCCGCACUGACCAGCGUGGUGAAGUAUGGUCCAAAAAACGUCCAUGACCAACAAUGCGUGGAGGGAUGCCUUCUUCCAUUGGUUUUGGACUGUAAUGGUUAUGCACAUUUAGGAUAUGUGUGUGUAUAUACGGCAGAUUCCAAGGUAUUGUAGGGUGUGUUCCCUUGAUGUCCUUUGGCAUAUUUUAUUUCGUCCCAGGGCAGCACAUAUUCUUUUGCAGUUGGCCGAGCUUCUCAUCUGCUGGGGAGGAUACUCUUGUGGUUGUAAAGUCAUUGGUUCUUUACAAGUAGUUGUUUUAUCGUAUGUAAGAACAGGCACAUAUGAGCUGUCAAUCCUGACAGUGUUGCCGUUAAACUUUACAGGCAAAGUCCUUGUUAAAUUUCCCCAUCAAAGCAACUUGCUUGACACUGAACAUUCUAAGGGGGUGUCUUUGCUGCUUGUUAAUGAGUCACCGUGUGUAUGUGUGUGCUGCAUGUGGAGGCGGUUUUGAUUUUACAGGAAUGUUGUGCUCUUGCGUUGUUGUUAUUAUGAUUCUUACGUUGUUUUAAUUAACACUCCAAUCUAGCUCCGGCAGCAUUUUGUUUGAAUGCGGCUCUUUUUGUUCACCAUAACAAGCUGAAGGUGCAGUGAGUGUUUCGAGUUAACCUCACGAGUUUGUCAGCGUGUUCACGUGGAGCAGUGCCGCACAACUCGGGAGUAGUUUUUUGUACAACGAUGAAUUCUAGAACUUGAAAAUUGCGAGGAUUGCAUUGGCAGUGGUGCUGCGUGAGCGCCAACAGAAACAUUCGCCACGUGCGCUCAUCACGCCGCCUUGUGACAGAAACAUGCACUCCAAUUGGGCAAAGUUUUGGGCGAUGGGCCUUCGUCUCGAAGCCAUGGGUUGUGGGAAAAACCCGUUGAACAACGCCGUUUUCAGUUUACAUGAGAACAGUUUUCCAUGAGUGGACAUGGAAUCCUUCAAAAGCACAAAAUACCCAUAUAAACUGGCUUAAAUUACAGGUAGAGUUAAAACGGCUGAUUUAAUAUCAAUGUAAUCCUUAUUUUCUUUUAAGUAAGUCAUUCAAAUAUAUUUGCAGAUCAACUGCAUUUGCUUUGUAAGCAGAAUUAUAGAGUCAACCGUAAUCUAAAAUGUAUAGAGAAUUUAGUCGAUCAGCCGUUACAGUUGUUACGGCAUUUUUACCUUUGUCAAAUCUUACCGGACAAUAAAAUAUCUUCAGAUGUUAAUGAUUGCCCACUUAUAACUUCACGCAGGAGUAGACCUUUUAUAGCCAUUGCAAAAUAUUACUUGCCAUAAUACAUUCCUUCGGCACCGUUUGAUGAUUUUAUCCCCACCAUUUUAGUAUCCACGCGUGGGAAGUUGUUCAUGUGCCAGCACAAUAUAAUCAUUUGUUCAUUCUCUUAAAACAUCCACCGAGGGUGUGUAGUGCGUGUAGGCCCCGCCGUGGUGCGACGGGCGAUCUCCCAACUCCGAGUUGGCUGAUCUGUCCUCGCCGAGCGGCACAGCGGCAGCGCUGUCGCCGCUUGUCCCAGAGGUUCUUCUUUCCGUGACGCUACGCGCUGCCAGCUGCCGUGACGCUACGCGCUGCCAGCUUCACGCACGGUGGACGUCAAGGACCCCUUGACAUUCGCAAGAUUUGGCCAUUGCGUGCCGGCAUCGGGGGCCAGAUUUGACAAAUUAUCCGCAAAUGCCUUAACAUUGCUGAAUUGGGAUUAUGCAUGACAAUUAAGUUAAACUUAUCCUGGUCUCUUGAAUUCUCACCUCGUUAAACAAAAUGAAUUGGGCUGCGAAGAGAAGGGUAUUUUCCCGUGAUCUCAGGCGAGUGUGUGUUUCUGUGAAAAGGCAGCGCUGCUUUGGAAUUCUUUCCAAAGCCCAAAAUCCUCUUUUAUCGAUAUUGGGCGAGUACAUUUUAAUGCAGCCCAUUUGAAUCUGUCAAGGAGCUUGCGAUUUACUGUUUUUAAAACUCGCUCGCUCUCUACACCUUCACGUAACCCCUUUGACUUGCUGACAGGGCCAUGCUCACAUGCUGACCUGUGGAGCUGUAGAUUGGCAUGGCUUCACUUUGUCUCCUAUCGCACGUCUGAAACCUCCAAUGUCCAUUCUGCCCUUGUCUUUCUCUGCAUUACUCUUUGCCUUUUCUGAUCUCUGUUUCCCUCAGUUUGGCUUCCACAAAUUCUUAGAAACACCCGAAGCCGUAGGGCAAAUGUGCAACAUUUUCCGCAAACACAAAAAGCCAGCGCUCGGGAUUUUUCCGUAAAAACUUCGAUUGCAACGUUACGGACUUACCAAAGGGAAGAUUUAUGUACGUCAAAAAAUACAAAAUACAUUACAUUUGAGUUACUUCCAUUUGACAUUAGCUUAAUUCACAACAUUGGUUUUUCAAAGAAACGCAAAAUAUACCUAAUGUGAUAUGAAGCUAAACUUAAAUCAAAUGUAUCCAUUACAUUGCUAGUCUGGCCCUUGCUAUACCACAGUCUGACUCUUACAAAACUUGUUACUUUAACGAAUCGGCCGCCCAAGUUAAUUUCGGUGAACACUUCAACCAAAGCCAAAACCCACGACGCGCGAGGUUUGUACGUGCAUGGUCUUUCCUUCACUCGUCCUGCCGAUUGAUGAUUUUACUUCUGGUUUCUGCUGUAUCUGUUGGCCUGCGCCAAAAUCUAACCACAUUCUACCGAUCUGAUGCAUCUUCUCUUCUUGCGCUCUCUCUCUCUCUGUGUCUCUCUGUCUGCUCUCUCUGGCUCUUUCUCUCUCUCUUCUUGCCCUGCCCAGCCACAGCGGCCUCGCCUCUUCUGUCUACGACCUUCAAAACUGCAUCUCUGUGCUAAUCUAGGAGCGGUUGUCCUCAUUCCCUGCCCCCUCCUCGCCGGCUCCUCGCCGCGGUCGCGAGCCACGCCGCUGUCGUCGGUGCCCUCUCCUCUCCUCCUCCUCCUCCUCACCCCGGCUGAUCUUUGUUUUCCUGUUUUUUGGAUGGCUCCCUCAAUCCCUCCCUCCUCCUCCUCCUCCCUUCCCCUCCUCCCCUCCUGCCUCCAUCCAAAGCCUGCAUGUCACGCACCGUGCCGCUUCCCUUCUUGCUCCAAGUUCCCGUUGUUGCUCCCCGUCAUGGCUUCCCUCUCUCCUCAUCUUUCUCUUCCCCUCACUGCCUCCGCUCCUCCAGCGGUCUUUCUUUCCAUGCCUCUGCCCCCACCCCUCGUGCUUCCUCUCAUCCCCUUGAGCUCCAUGCCUCUCCCUCUCUCUUCUCUCUCUCUUCUCUCAACUCCCUGCCUCCCGCUUGCUAUCCCCACCCCCCUUCUCCACCCUGGCUCCGCGCUGCUCCAUUGCUUCCUCUCCUUUCUGCCCCUUCUCCUCCUGCCCUCCUCUACUCGAGGCUGCUUUCCUGCAUCCAUAUCUUCUUCCUUUUUACGUCGCUUCAUGUUUUUAUCAUCAUGUCCUUGUUCCUUCCCUCCCCCUCCUCCCCUCCCUCUCUCUCCCUCCCUCCCUCCCUCCAUCCCUUCCCCUACCCGCACCUGCCAUUCUGUGGACACGACUGUGGCUUGCGUGUGGCUGCGCUCUGCCCGCUCUAUCUUGCCGACUCGACCGCCUCCUCCUCCUCCUCUCUCUAGGCGGUUACGCCUCAAAGGCUCUUUAAUCUGUUCGGUAUGUCCUUGCCUCUACGUGCCCUGCAUCCAACCUCACCUGGGGGUGAUACACUCGUUCUUUAACGCCUUCACCACGGCUCGUGUAGCUUCCUCGGGAUUUGGUUAAGUUUUUUUUCUCGAUCCAGAUAUUAAAAGGUACAAAAGCGGCCCUUGUAAAAAUAAAUGCUUGGUGCUCCAGUUUACAAAUCCUGCGAGCACGCAGGUGAAUUAAUGAAAAAAAAGGAGAGAAUUCGACGCCUGCGAAUUGGCAAGAGGAAUGUAUCCGUCGUGGUGCCGGGUCGCUGGCACCUACCAGAAUACCCUGAGGGUACCGAGCCCCGUUCCUCUGUGGAGUUGCGCGCCUCCUAGCUGUGCGUGCAGCGCACCAGCUCGUGCCCAAGAGGGAGUGCUUGCGCACGUUCGCCAUCCGCCUCCGAACCCAGAUCACCCCAAUGGACGGAUGUGUGAUUAAUCUCAGAGCCCAUCGCUGCGGUUUGACGUUGAGACGUGACCCGGGCGGUCUGCGCUCCCGUGAGGGAGGCUCGCGGAUGUAAGAGGCCGCCGCAACGGCUGCGUGACAAACUGCCGAGGGCGCCAAAAUUUCCAAACCAAUUUUCUCCACAGUUGCCCGUUCGAGGCUGGGAUUGAUUGGGGCCUCGCCACGAGCAACGCGGAAUUUGUAACAGCUGAGCCGCCCCUGUGCAAAGGCACGGGACGCUUAUUAAAUAAGCGUUUAUAGAUGCCACUCAUUGGGAACGUUUGUGAAGGCCACAACGGUUUGCCGAAUGUGGCUGGCACAUUGAGGUCCACGGCCGCGGAGGCUGCGGUGUUGGUGAAGGAGUUAAAGUUUCCCGGUGGUCGUGUCUCAUCUGUUCAUCGCAGAUGCAUUCAUUGUGCUGCUAAGUACCACGGCGUGUUUGAUUAAUAGCAUGCGAGUUCUGACGGAUUUGUGUUUUUGCCUCGUUUGUGUUCGUAUUCAUGAACUCACAGUCGACCGUUUACGUUAAUUUAAAAUCGCGUGUAAAACGGCUACAUUUAUAUGUUAGCAAGCGAAUAAGAUCAUUUUACUAAGGCCGAGAAGUUGCAAUAACUUUAACAAGUACUGUGUUUGCAAGUUUGCUAACCAUUGUUUUUAUUCCAUGUGAAAGGUAAGGCUUUGAAGUAUUUAUUUUAUUUUACUGGUGACCCCGAAGUGUUUUGUUAUGGAAAUAUCCGUGCAUACUUAUCUCUUUACAGUGUUGUAUGAACAAUACGAUGCCAUUUGGAUUUAUAUAGCAUCUAUAAACAAGAACAUCUCCAUUGUGCGAUCACCAUACCAACCAGGCUAGUCGGCAACCCUCCCAGCUGAAUGUAUCCCAUAGCAACUCGUAAUCUGCCGCUACGAGGCACUUACAACUCUGGCACAAGAUCCCAGGAACCCUGCGCAGGGCUCGAAGUCGGUGAGACGCGGCACCGUGGCGCCACCGACAGCCGCGGCGCUGACGCCGAGGAUGAGUUGGGCUGCGCUAGGCCAGGCCCUGCGUGCUCUGUGGAGCGUGCGGGCAGCCACCACAGCCCUGGGGGCAGCCACCACAGCCCUGGGGGCAGCCACCACAGCCCUGAGGGCAGCUACCACAGCCCUGGGGGCAGCCACAUGCAUUGUGUGUAGGGAAGCCAGGGGGCUUGUCCCAUGGCGUUUGUAAUGUAAAAGUAUUUCCCCCUCCCACACAACAUCACCUGCAGCACACCAAUCCACAGUUUUCGGCCAAAGUCAUCAGCAACGAGCUCAAGCAGCUCCGUGAAGUAUGAUCGAAUAAUCCCCACAACCAGCGCAGCAUUUCUCUAGGACGAAGGCCAAAUCACGUGCGGGUGAUGCUCCGUAGAGCCGUCUAGUGGAGGCCUUGCGCAGCUCCAGCACUCCGCACGGGGCAGCUUCGUCGCGUGGGAAGUUCUCGCGGUAACCCGGCAGUAGCAUCGCUGUAGGCGCGGAGCUAGGAGAGGCAGGGAUGUGUACGCGCGUGUACGUGUGUACAUGUGUGUGCGUACGCGCGUGUAUGUGUGGUGUGCGUGUGUGGUGUGCGGUGUGCGUGCGUGUGUGUGUGCGCGCAUGUGCGUGUGUGUGGGUGGGGCACGCGUUGGAGGGGAGGGCGAGCGGCGAGGAGGCGGUGGCUGCUGUCCGCGCGGUGCCGGUGCUGACGUGGGUCUGC
Molecule: messenger RNA, 7312 nt
Organism: Lethenteron reissneri (Far Eastern brook lamprey)
Lineage: Eukaryota; Metazoa; Chordata; Hyperoartia; Petromyzontiformes; Petromyzontidae
Source: RefSeq, a predicted model, not a curated record